Molecule: messenger RNA, 3100 nt
Organism: Erinaceus europaeus (western European hedgehog)
Lineage: Eukaryota; Metazoa; Chordata; Mammalia; Eulipotyphla; Erinaceidae
Gene: GRM7
Product: glutamate metabotropic receptor 7
Exons: 10
Coding region: 246-2873 (875 amino acids)
Biological process (GO): regulation of synaptic transmission, glutamatergic; G protein-coupled glutamate receptor signaling pathway
Cellular component (GO): membrane
Molecular function (GO): group III metabotropic glutamate receptor activity
Source: RefSeq, a predicted model, not a curated record
GCCCGGCGGCGACCAUUUAAAGCGAUAGCGAUCUCUGCCCUCUCCCCAGUGCCCGGCUGAGCAAGCGCCGAGCGGCCGGCGGAGCAGGGAGCCAUCCAGCCAGCGAGCGAGCGAGCGAGCGCACCCCGAGAGCGCACGGCGGGCGCCCCCAGGCUGGCAGGCGCCCCGGGACCCCGCCGCCGCCCCGCGGGCUCCCUGCCGCCUCCCGCCGUCCGGCGCACCCCCAGGGGCGCGGACCCUGCAGCAUGGUCCAGCUGGGGCGGCCGCGGGGCGCCCCGACUUUGCUGAAGUUCCCCCGCUGCGUGCUGGGGGUGCUGCUGUGCGCGCUGGCGGCGGCGGGCGGCCAGGAGAUGUACGCCCCGCACUCGAUCCGGCUGGAGGGGGACGUCACCCUCGGGGGGCUGUUCCCCGUGCACGCCAAGGGGCCCAGCGGAGCUCCUUGCGGCGACAUCAAGCGGGAGAACGGAAUCCACCGGCUGGAGGCGAUGCUGUACGCCCUGGACCAGAUCAACAGCGAUCCCAACCUGCUGCCCAACGUGACGCUGGGCGCGCGGAUCUUGGACACUUGUUCCAGGGACACUUACGCGCUCGAACAGUCGCUCACUUUCGUGCAAGCGCUCAUCCAAAAGGACACCUCCGACGUGCGCUGCACCAACGGCGAGCCCCCGGUCUUCGUCAAGCCUGAGAAAGUCGUGGGGGUCAUUGGGGCUUCGGGGAGUUCUGUCUCCAUUAUGGUCGCCAACAUCUUGAGGCUGUUCCAGAUCCCCCAGAUUAGCUAUGCAUCAACAGCUCCUGAGUUAAGUGAUGACCGGCGCUAUGACUUCUUCUCACGUGUGGUCCCACCAGACUCCUUCCAAGCCCAGGCCAUGGUGGACAUUGUCAAGGCACUUGGUUGGAAUUAUGUGUCUACUCUUGCAUCUGAAGGAAGUUAUGGGGAGAAAGGUGUGGAGUCCUUCACACAGAUUUCCAAAGAGGCAGGUGGGCUCUGCAUUGCCCAGUCCGUGAGAAUCCCCCAAGAGCGCAAAGACAGGACCAUUGACUUUGAUAGGAUUAUCAAACAACUCCUGGACACCCCCAACUCCAGGGCCGUCGUGAUCUUUGCCAACGAUGAGGAUAUAAAGCAGAUCCUAGCGGCGGCCAAAAGAGCUGACCAAGUGGGCCAUUUCCUUUGGGUGGGCUCAGACAGCUGGGGCUCCAAAGUCAACCCACUGCAUCAGCAUGAAGACAUUGCCGAGGGAGCCAUCACCAUCCAGCCCAAGCGAGCAACUGUGGAAGGGCAGGAGAGAAUCGGGAAGGAUUCCAGCUAUGAGCAGGAAGGGAAAGUCCAGUUUGUGAUUGACGCCGUGUACGCCAUGGCUCAUGCCCUCCACCACAUGAACCGGGACCUCUGCGCAGACUUCCGGGGAGUCUGUCCUGAGAUGGAGCAGGCCGGGGGCAAGAAGCUACUCAAGUACAUCCGCAAUGUGAACUUCAAUGGCAGUGCUGGCACCCCCGUGAUGUUCAACAAGAAUGGUGACGCACCUGGGCGCUACGACAUCUUCCAGUACCAGACGACCAACACCACCACCCCUGGCUACCGGCUCAUUGGACAGUGGACAGACGAACUCCAGCUGAACAUCGAGGACAUGCAGUGGGGCAAGGGCGUCCGAGAGAUCCCCCCGUCUGUGUGCACCCGGCCCUGCAAACCAGGGCAGAGGAAGAAGACGCAGAAGGGCACCCCGUGCUGCUGGACCUGCGAGCCCUGUGACGGCUACCAGUACCAGCUGGACGAGAUGACCUGCCAGCACUGCCCCUACGACCAGCGUCCCAAUGAGAACCGCACGGGCUGUCAGCGUAUCCCCGUCAUCAGGCUGGAGUGGCACUCGCCCUGGGCCCUCAUCCCUGUCUUCCUGGCCAUGCUGGGCAUCAUGGCCACCAUCUUCGUCAUGGCCACCUUCAUCCGCUACAACGACACCCCCAUCGUGCGGGCCUCAGGCCGGGAGCUGAGCUACGUGCUCCUGACGGGCAUCUUCCUCUGUUACAUCAUCACCUUCCUGAUGAUCGCCAAGCCCGACGUGGCCGUGUGCUCCUUCCGUAGGGUCUUCCUGGGCCUGGGCAUGUGCAUCAGCUAUGCCGCCCUGCUCACCAAAACCAACCGUAUCUACCGCAUCUUCGAGCAGGGCAAGAAAUCCGUCACAGCCCCCCGGCUCAUCAGCCCCACCUCGCAGCUGGCUAUCACAUCCAGUCUGAUCUCGGUGCAGCUUCUUGGGGUGUUCAUCUGGUUCGGGGUCGACCCUCCCAACAUCAUCAUCGACUACGAGGAGCACAAGACCAUGAACCCCGAGCUGGCCAGGGGGGUCCUCAAGUGCGACAUCACCGAUCUGCAGAUCAUCUGCUCCCUGGGCUACAGCAUCCUGCUCAUGGUGACAUGCACUGUGUACGCCAUCAAGACUCGGGGGGUCCCCGAGAAUUUCAACGAAGCCAAGCCCAUCGGGUUCACCAUGUACACCACAUGCAUCGUGUGGCUGGCAUUCAUCCCAAUCUUCUUCGGCACGGCUCAGUCGGCAGAGAAGCUCUACAUACAAACCACCACGCUCACGAUCUCCAUGAACCUAAGUGCUUCAGUAGCACUGGGGAUGCUUUACAUGCCGAAAGUGUACAUCAUCAUCUUCCACCCUGAACUCAAUGUCCAGAAACGGAAGCGGAGCUUCAAGGCGGUCGUCACAGCAGCCACCAUGUCUUCAAGGCUGUCACACAAGCCCAGUGACAGACCCAACGGUGAGGCCAAGACAGAACUUUGUGAAAACGUAGAUCCAAACAAGCAGCCUCAGAAGCCUCCGGCCCCCAUGGAGAGGACUAAGGAAAGUGUCUCCACCACUGCCUGUACCUGCUGAUUCGCCCACCCCGCAGGGUCAGGCAAACAUGAAGGGACUUAGCCUGCAUUCUUGAAGCCGCUUUCUGAUAGAAUGCGGAGACUCCCAUCUGGUCCUCUCCCAUUGUUCUCAUGAACCAGUCCUUUUUCUGUCUCCCCGCACCCCAACACACACAAUAAAGCUUGAUCCUGUUUACCAACCCACCUGCCUCUGAUUUUUGUCGGGAAAGACCUGCAGGACCGACAGAC